Messenger RNA from Meleagris gallopavo (turkey), 2286 nucleotides. Lineage: Eukaryota; Metazoa; Chordata; Aves; Galliformes; Phasianidae. The record is from RefSeq and is a predicted model, not a curated record.
UCACACAUCUUUUUCCUUUCAGCAUCAAGAUCCAUUUUGUGUAGAAAUAAGUGGUUCCCAGAGAACAGCCUCAAUGACAGAACUGUCUGCACAUUUACCCCAGUUCCAGCAUGGGCAGCUGACAGAAAACUUCCCUGACAACCACCUCAGCAACACCAAUGAUAACAGUGAAAGACGACGCCAUGAUAAUAGUGAGCGCCGAAGAAAUGACAGUCCUGGGUCUGAGAGUAAUGGGCAGCCACAGAACAACAUUCAGCAAGUGGUGGAUCAAGAUGAAGAAGAAGAUGAGGAGCUGACACUGAAAUAUGGGGCAAAACAUGUGAUUAUGUUGUUUGUACCUGUCACACUUUGCAUGGUGGUCGUUGUUGCAACCAUCAAGUCUGUCAGCUUUUAUACACGCAAGGAUGGACAGCUAAUCUACACUCCCUUCACAGAAGAGACAGAUACCAUUGGACAGAGGGCCCUGAAUUCAAUUCUCAACGCUGCAAUCAUGAUCAGUGUCAUCAUUGUCAUGACCAUACUCCUGGUUGUGCUUUACAAAUAUAGGUGCUACAAGGUGAUCCAUGGUUGGCUUAUCAUUUCUUCUCUGUUGCUGCUUUUCUUUUUUUCAUUCAUCUAUCUGGGUGAGGUCUUUAAGACGUAUAACGUUGCCAUGGACUACAUUACAGUAGCACUCAUAAUCUGGAACUUUGGUGUUGUGGGAAUGAUUUGUAUUCAUUGGAAAGGCCCACUUCGGCUUCAGCAGGCGUAUCUCAUUAUGAUAAGCGCUCUCAUGGCACUGGUGUUCAUUAAGUAUCUUCCCGAAUGGACUGCGUGGCUUAUCCUGGCUGUCAUUUCAGUGUACGAUUUGGUUGCUGUCUUAUGUCCUAAAGGUCCUCUUCGUAUGCUAGUUGAAACAGCUCAGGAGAGAAAUGAAACUCUCUUCCCAGCACUUAUUUACUCCUCAACAAUGGUGUGGCUGGUGAACAUGGCUGAGGAAGAUCCAGAAGGGCAACGGAAAGCUGCUAAAAACUCCACUUACGAUAAGCAAGCUCCAGCAAACCAGUCUCAGAAUGGAGAUGCUGAAGCAGAUGAUGGUGGCUUUAGUCAGGAGUGGCAGCAACAAAGAGACAAUAGAAUAGGACCCAUUGAAUCAACACCUGAAUCACGAGCUGCUGUUCAAGCUCUACCUAGUAACUCUCAAACCAGUGAAGACCCUGAAGAACGAGGAGUAAAGCUAGGUCUAGGAGACUUCAUUUUCUACAGUGUCCUGGUUGGCAAAGCCUCUGCAACGGCAAGCGGGGAUUGGAAUACAACUUUAGCAUGUUUUGUAGCCAUAUUAAUUGGUCUGUGCCUUACACUUCUGCUUCUUGCCAUCUUUAAGAAGGCCUUACCAGCUCUUCCAAUCUCCAUUACUUUUGGGCUAGUUUUUACUUUGCGACAGAUAACUUGGUGCAGCCCUUUAUGGACCAGCUAGCAUUCCAUCAGUUUUAUAUCUAGCACGCUUGUUGCUGAUACUUUAUGUAUGUUUGUAUUUGUAGCAAAUCUGGGAGGAGGAGAAACAUCUUUCCCUCAGUUCUCAAGUGAAACUGAAGUUUAAUACUCAAGAUUCUAAGCCUGAAUCAUUACAACUUCCUCCAGUUUUUUGUUUUUGUUUUUUUUCUGAGACAAGUGCUGCAUUGGGCACCACAUGAAUUUUCCUGUGCAAAAGUGGUUUCUUCCUGAUGGCCGCUCUAAACUGGGUGUUAUCAGAGGUAAUCCGAUAAACAUCUCUGGCAAGGACCACCUGUGUGUAAAUGGCUAAUGCUUCCACCAGCAAUGUGAUCUCUACCACAGGUUGAUUAUUUUCAAAGCAUUACGGGUGCUCAGGACUUCCUUCCUGUUGACAGAGGAAGCUGACAAAUCACAUGAAACUUGUCCUGUAAGCCAACUCAAACUUCUUCGGCAGUGGUUCUUCGACAACUGAUUCUCACUCUGCUUUGUGUAAGGAGAGAAGAGCUUAGUCACAGUUCAACAAAGGGAGAAAAUACUGUCACUCUGUAAGAGUGCUCCACCACUUCAUAGCCUCUGUGCCCAGGUGUGCUUGGUUUAGUACAUUUAAACUUUUUUUUUCCCCCCACACUGGAACUGGAGCCUAUUCUGAGUUUUCUUUGUAUUGUCGAGCAUGGAGUGCACCUUCUGUACACCUGCUUCAGUUUGUGUAGCUAUUUGGACUUGGACUGAAUUAUAUGGCAGAAGGCUUCACAGACUCCUAAUUUGGAUCUAAGAUUCUAAAAGGUUGGUAAACUACACUGAAAGGCAAUUUUA